Pelodiscus sinensis (Chinese soft-shelled turtle) is the source of this 1366-nucleotide messenger RNA. Lineage: Eukaryota; Metazoa; Chordata; Testudines; Trionychidae. The record is from RefSeq and is a predicted model, not a curated record.
UUGUGCGGCGAUGGGGGGGAGGCGGAGCGGGGCUGCGGCGCUGUGCGCCUGGGCUCUGGCGCUGCUGGCCGCGGGGCCGGGGCGCUGCUGGGGCAGCUGUCCCGAGAGGGAACUGGAGAGGCGAGAGGAGGAGGCGAACGUGGUGCUGACGGGCACGGUGGAGGAGAUCAUGAACAUGGACCCGGUUCAUCACACCUACUCCUGCAAGGUGAGAGUCUGGCGGUACCUCAAAGGCAAAGACUUCGUGACACACGAAAUCCUCUUGGACGGUGGGAACAAAGUGGUAAUCAGCGGCUUCGGGGACCCUUUAAUUUGUGACAACCAGGUAUCGACUGGGGACACCCGCAUUUUCUUCGUCAACCCUGCCCCCCACUACAUGUGGCCCGAACACAAGAACGAGUUGAUGCUGAACUCCAGCCUGAUGCGGAUUACCCUGCGCAACCUGGAGGAGGUGGAGCACUGUGUGGAAGACAAGCCCGGGAACUACUUCCCCUCGCCGCUGCCCAUGCCGCAGGAUGUGUGCCGAGGAAUGCUGUGCGGCUUCGGGGCCGUAUGUGAGCGGAGCGCUACCAAUGCCUCCCAGGCCGCCUGCGUCUGCAAGAAGAUGACCUGCCCAUCCGUGGUUGCCCCUGUCUGUGGCUCAGACUAUUCCACCUACAGCAACGAGUGUGAGCUGGAGAAAGCCCAGUGCAAUCAGCAGAGGCGGAUCAAAGUCAUCAGCAAGGGGGCAUGCGGUUCCAAGGACCCCUGCGCAGAGGUGACCUGCAGUUUCGGCAGCACCUGCGCCCGCUCCACGGACGGCCAGUCGGCCAAGUGCAUCUGCCCGUCCUCCUGCAGCGGCGUGGCCGAGAGCACGGUGUGCGGCAGCGAUGGCAAGGACUACCGCAGCGAGUGCCACCUCCACAAGCACGCCUGUGACAAGCAGGAGAACAUCUUCAAGAAGGUGGACGGGCCCUGCGACCCUUGCAAGGGCUCUCUCAACGACCUGCACCGGGUGUGCCGGGUCAACCCCCGCACCCGCCGAGCGGACCUGCUCUCCCGGCCCGAAAACUGCCCUCCCAAGCGGGAGCCGGUGUGUGGCGACGACGGGGCGACCUACGACAACGAGUGCGUCAUGGGGCGCUCGGGCGCCAUCCGGGGGCUGGAGAUCCAGAAGGUGCGCUCGGGGCACUGCCAGCCGCAGGACAAGUGCAGGGAGGAGUGCAAGUUCAACGCCGUGUGCCUCAACCGCCGCGGCUCCCCCCGCUGCUCCUGCGACCGCAUCGCCUGCGACGGCGCCUACCGGCCCCUCUGCGGCAGGGGCCGCCGCCGCCGAGUGCCAGCAGAGAGCCGCCAUCCCCGUGAAGCACGAGGGCCCUUGUGGUAA